AAAUGUAAGGCAGGAAUUAUGUACAGAAGGCUUCAUGACUGUUUUCCUUUUGUUUUUGGUAUGAAUGUAAAUGCAUUGAUUAUUGGAUGCAUUUAUUCUGGCUUCAAAAAGACAGUAUGGAGUUAGUCGUGCGUUGUAUACCGUCGAUUUUGCAAUUAACAGUUACGAUUGACUAACCUGUCACAACACGCUGUACGAAAGGUCUGUUUUGAAGCUAGAAUAGCUUCAGCCUUCGUUAUUGUGAUAGCUAUCACUAUCAGCUUGAUGCAUUCUCUCCAAAUAUCACAUUCUAAUUUAGCCAUUAGUUUAGAUGUUAGAAUAUACAGCACUCCAAGCUAUUAAAUAGAGUUGCAGCUCACUAUUUAUCUACACAAUCGUUAUGUUUUUUAAGAUUUGAAGCUUGAGAAAAUGGACACUGAUGGGAAAGUUAUCACUUGCAAAGCUGCAGUAGCAUGGGGGCCAAAGGAGCCCCUGGUUAUAGAGGAUGUGCAGGUACAUCCUCCAAAGAAAAUGGAAGUCCGGAUAAAAAUUACCCAUACUUCUCUCUGCCAUACUGACGUUACAUUCUGGGCAAAUGGGGAUAAAAGCAAAUUUCCCCGCAUAUUUGGCCACGAGGGUGCAGGAUUAGUAGAGAGCGUGGGAGAAGGAGUGAUAGAUCUGAAGCCAGGAGAUCAUGUGAUUCCUUUAUCCUCAGGAGAGUGUGGAGAUUGUGUGUACUGUAAAUCCAAAGAUACAAAUAUGUGCGAAAAGUAUAAAGCUGAUCUUUUCAGAACAGUGAUGAUAAAUGAUGGAGAGACUCGGUUUUCUAUUGGUGGGAAGCCGGUUUACCAUUUCAUGAUGUCAUCUACAUUUAGCCAAUAUACAGUUGUGGACUAUGCAUGCGUUACCAAAAUCAAUCCCAAUGCACCUUUAGAUAAGGUCUGCUUGCUUGGCUGCGGUGUUGCCACAGGUAUUGGAUCUGUCUGCAAUGUAACUGAUGUGGGACCUCAAUCAACCGUGGCUAUUUUUGGACUUGGCACCAUUGGACUUGCAGCUGUACAAGGUGCAAAAAUUAAUGGUGCAUCCAGGAUCAUCGCUGUAGACAUCAAUCCUGACAAGUUCGAGAAAGCCAAAGUAGUAGGAGCCACUGAUUGCAUUAAUCCAAAAGAUCACGUGAAACCGAUUGAUGAGGUAAUAAGAGGCAUGACUAAUGGAGGAGUGGAUUACAGCUUCGAAUGCGCUGGGAAUGUUGAUGUUCUGCACCAGGCAUUUGCCUCCACUAAUGAGUUGUUGGGUUUGACAGUGUUGGUGGGGCUAGAUCCUAGUCCACGCAAGAUAUCUCUCACUCCAUUGGAUUUGCUUUACGGGAGAAGAAUUGUAGGAGCAAUACUUGGACGAUACAAAGGGAAAACACAAUUGCCUGAGCUUGUGGAGAAAUAUAUGAACAAAGAGAUUAAUUUGGAUACUUUUAUCACCCAUGAGAAACCUCUGGCAGAUAUCAACACAGCAUUUGAUUUGCUGUUGGCGGGCAAGAGUUUAAGAUGUGUCAUGCAAAUGUUCUAAGAAUUAAGAGGUGAAUGCUGAAUAUUUGUGUACAAAGGCAAAUAAGAAUAGUCACCCAAAUAUUAUUAAUGUAUAGAUAGGUAACAUGUUGUAGCUAACUGUGCACUUUUUGUGAAACUAUGUUUUGUGAUUCUUGGGUUUUUAUUUGACUAUUUUGUGUUGGA
Molecule: messenger RNA, 1706 nt
Organism: Cryptomeria japonica (Japanese cedar)
Lineage: Eukaryota; Viridiplantae; Streptophyta; Pinopsida; Cupressales; Cupressaceae
Product: alcohol dehydrogenase 1
Exons: 9
Coding region: 409-1542 (377 amino acids)
Biological process (GO): formaldehyde catabolic process
Cellular component (GO): cytosol
Molecular function (GO): S-(hydroxymethyl)glutathione dehydrogenase [NAD(P)+] activity; zinc ion binding
Source: RefSeq, a predicted model, not a curated record